Lytechinus variegatus (green sea urchin) is the source of this 1410-nucleotide messenger RNA. Its product is annotated as neurogenic locus notch homolog protein 3-like. Gene Ontology annotation, cellular component: protein-containing complex; plasma membrane. NCBI's taxonomy places the organism in Eukaryota, Metazoa, Echinodermata, Echinoidea, Temnopleuroida, Toxopneustidae. Gene Ontology annotation, biological process: establishment or maintenance of epithelial cell apical/basal polarity; heterophilic cell-cell adhesion. The transcript has 4 exons. Gene Ontology annotation, molecular function: calcium ion binding. The coding region runs from base 1 to 888 and encodes 295 amino acids. The record is from RefSeq and is a predicted model, not a curated record.
AUGGCGCAGCUACGUAAUGAACUAGAAUUCAGAUAUGAACCAGAAUUUAGUGACCAACAACCGUAUUAUGCCGAUGAUCUUGUUUUGUCACGGUUAUUACUCGACAAGCUUGCCCAUGCAUGCCUUUCUUCACCUUGUUUAAACGGAGGAACCUGCAGCGAGAGUCCGGGCGGAUUUUCGUGCGACUGUCAGGAGAACUACGAAGGAAACACUUGCCAACUAGCCAGAUCGAUGUGCUAUUUGAAUCCUUGUGUCAACGGAGGAACGUGCCACGAUGAUCCAACAAUAGGGUUCUACUGCAUCUGCGAUCCCUGCUUCUUUGGAGAAUUUUGCGAACAAGAUUAUGACGUUUACUACGAUAAUUCAUUUCAACAACCCACACUGGAGUUCAGUGAGCAUAACAUCACAGUCCUUGACAAGUUCUAUCUUGGGAUACCCCAACUGGUCCAUUCGACUGACUGUGAACUUCGGCAAAGUGAAUUCUUCAUCACCACGUGGCACAUCACCCCAUCCAACGAAAGCACCCUAUCGAUGACCAUCUACCAGUUUGACACGUUAGGCAAGCUUGGUGAUCAGGAUGGAAUUGAGGUUUUCAUAGUGGCCGCAUCUCCCAUUAUACUUGACGAAAGCCAUUCAAGUGUGAAUGACAUCCGUGUUUUCUAUAAUCUCUCCAAACCAUACCAGGAGGUCGAUCUCUGGAUCCCAGGACCUAGGACUGACCCUAUGCAGAGUAAAGUGCUGUUGUAUGCCCAAGGGAAUCUCAGCAGCAUUCUCCCCUUCACUGUGAGGUCGCUUUCCGGUGAAAUGUAUUGCCUCUUUUAUAGCACAUUACAAGGGUACGACAUUGAGCGGUACACAACUUUGAUGGCCAAGAUCUUGGCUGUUUAAUAUAGACCCAGAUCACAAAUUGUAUGGCUAUGUGUUUGAGCAUGUUGAGUAGUAGGCCUAAUAAUCCAUAAAUAACAAAUGCAACCCCAACAUAACAUGCCCAGAAUAAACUAGUUCUUGCUCUUUUGAAUUUCAAGAGAAUGCACACUUAAAUGACACAUAGGUAGGUAAAGCUCAGAAAUAUCAUGGCAUCCAACUUCAACAACAAACACUGUACCUUUUUUCUAAUUUUGUCAUUUCAUCAAUUUCAAUGCAGCACAUGCCCUUCACAUCUCAAAUUCAUAUUGUUCAAAAUUGAAAUCUGAAAUGGGUGUACUCUGAACAUUCAUUUGUCCAUUUGGUCCUGGCACCACCAGCCACAGGGCUGCACCAGAUCCAUGUUGCUCCCUCCAUUAAAUCAUUGAAAGCCAAACGGAGUAGAGGUAAUACCCAUCUUAAAUAUUUAAUAUCAUUUUGGUCCAACUCUGCGGCAGCUUGAAGUCCUAACCUUCCAGUUGUCAGACAGAGGCUCGACCUACUAAG